AUGAGAGGAUGUUUGUGGAAACUCCCGACCCCAAGCGGCGAUGAUUAUCAUUUGAUCUGGAUUCCGAUUAAUCAGACACCAAGAUUGCCGUCUCUUAAUGAAUUGUCAGAACGCUCAUUGGAGAUACUAUGGAAGUCCUUGCAGCAUAAACGAGUAAGAGUGCGAUGUCUUACUCCCAUUGAACAGAGAUUCUUCGAAGUUGGGUGGGGAUUUGACGGCCCUAGUGAUGACCAUGAUGUACGAUAUCGAUUGACGAAGAUGAUAGAUUUCAAAGAGUGGACGGAUCUUGAGAUUCGUGAUUGCAAUAUGGCAUUGAAUGAUCAAGAUCUGCGAGUCGAAUUAAUACCAGAUUCUGAUUGGAAACAUCGAUGCCUUCGAAAUUCAAUCUAUUCCAAACUUUCGUGCACAACAGGCAAAGUCAAGUUGCAUAAAUGGGAGGAAUCGGAGUUGGAAGCACUUGACAAAGCAAUUGAGCGAGGGUGGCUAGUUCUAGAGCCAAUCAGCAGUAAUAGCAGAGAUGCCGAGAUACGCGACGACAAGAGUGAGAAAGAAGGAAAGGCUCAGAAACCAUCUGUUGCUGAAGGGGCAUCUCCAUCUGAAAAGACUAAAUCAAUGAAAGUAGAAGUACCGAACAAUAAGCAAUCUAACUCCCAUGGCUACACAAUUGAAAGACUAUUAAGGGAACACGGGAGCCGAGGACUACCGGACUCAGAAGAUGCAUCAUGGGUACAGCUUCUUGAAAAGCAUGGAAAAUCCAACGCAGAUUAUAUACAAUGGUUGGAGAUGAAUCGCGAGUCCUGGAAAUUUAACCCAGAAUCGCCAAUGCCAAAACGUACUGGCAGUCCGCCAAUCAGUUCACAUACACAAACGCCGCCACCUCUUUCAUCCUCGUCUUCCAUAGAACCGAAAUCCCAACCUCUAGCCUCAAAUCACAAUAACCUGGUGAAUGUGCUAGAAACUACAGUGGCUCCGACCAUUCCACAAAUUCGCGACGAAUUCAAUGAUCUCCAGAGCAAUAUCUUGAAUCAGUUUUACGGAAAACUACUAGAAUGGCACAUCAUGGAGGUCAACGAGUCACUCAACGAACGACAUGCAUCUGAGAUGGCUGUCAUCAAUGAUAAACUGGCUACCGUUGAUGCCCAAUUGACUCAAGUUAUGGGGGAAAAGUCGGUCCUUGUCGCCAACAAGUCUAAGCUCGAAGAUCAGCUUGAUAAAUUCAAGGCUGAUCUUGAGAUUACACGUGAGGAUGCACAAAAUCGUAUUUGUUUCCUCCGUUAUGAGCUCACAGAGGUCUAUGAGGAGAGUAAGAGGGUUAAAAAGGAUAAUUCGGCACUCGGAGAAAAGGCAGCGGGGUUGCAGAAGGAGCUUAACGAGAGGAAUUCAAAGCUGGAUGAGAUGAUUCUCGCUAACUCGAAUUUGUCGCGGCAAAUUGAAAAGUUAAACACAGAAAAGAAGCAAGCGGAAGCUAGUGCGGUUAAGUGGAAUGAGGAAUUCAAAACUGUCAAAUCUGAGUUGAAUGCGAAAUGUGAAGAGUUGAGCCAACUUGUCAUGGAGACUACCAAGCGGCAACGUGAACUGGAAGAAGGAAACAGAGCUUUGGAGGACGACAUAUUAAAACUCCGCGUGGUAAAUAAGGCUGAAGUAGCGAUUGCUCGGACUUCAGGGGAACGUAUCGGUCGGGAACAGAUUCUGCAGGACCUCAAGGAAUUCGAAGCCAUGCUGCGAGCUCACUUCGAUCAAAUCCAAUCGGUCAGAGAUACUGAAUACAAGCGAGGCUUGAAGGAUGGACAGAGUACAGGAACGAAUGAGAAGAAGCUGCAGUCCUUGGCCGCUGCUGCAAUCAUGGAGUUGAAAGAAUCUCCGGCCAAGUUAAUUCCAUCCGACCGGUUUGUAACCCAGGAUCUGCACCAGCAAAGCACCCAGAGUUGUGCAGAUCACAAACUUACUGUAUCUGAAGGACUCGCACAUUCUUCAAUUUCAUCGACUCCUGCUCCAACAAUACCUGGCGAAUUCAAUGUUAAUUAUGAGAUAGGGUUAUUGACUCCAUCUCCCGGCCCUGAAAUCAUUCCUUCAAAAUUGUCCCUCUUCAAUCAUUCAUUUCUCAAAGAUACCUUUGGUAACCGUAGUAAUGGUUUCUGGAAUAAUAUGCAGCUGACGCUGGAAAUUGGGACAAAUAAUAUCAAAGGAAGCCAUGCUAAUUGGCCUCGAAUCCUGAAAAUACACGAUGACCGGAAACCCCAUCCCCAGUGCUAUCAACGGCCGAGCAUUGGGAAACAUGGUGCUCUUCUACUCAUCAACGAUCUUGACGAUAAAUGUAUUCCGGAUUUGGAAUACCCGACAUUUCUCAACACAGUCAAAAGGCAUGCCGGGGUAUUCAAAGACUACCUUUUCAGAUAUGAAAGAGGAAGGAAGUUUUUCCAGGAAAGAACCGGUGACCGACAAAGCAAAGACACCGUACACAGAUCUCGUGUGCGAACAGCAUUCGCAGAUGGUAGCAUGUAUACCAGCUGGACUGUAUUACAAUACGUCGGAUUUGACCUCAAGGGCUACGAGGCGUUACUUACUCAGUAUAGCCAAUCCGAGCCUUUCUGUUGGAGGAACCGUGGGAUUCCGCUCCAGAAUGUGGAUGGAGGGUUUGAGCACACUCUCUUGAAUGAUAUUCUCAAUCGCGCGUCGACAAAGAGAGUUCGUGGAGUAGGAGAUCCUAGCGAAAGUGAACGGAAGCGGUUAAAGAUUUUGGAUCCAAGGCCUAGUAAGCCACCCGAAAUAAAUACACGAGAUAAGUCUCGACGAAAGGGUAUAUCGAUACUUCGAUCUAGGGAGAUGUCGAAGGAUAAUUUUACUAUUGUAAUGGAUAACUCUAGAAGAUAUUGA
Molecule: messenger RNA, 2874 nt
Organism: Sclerotinia borealis F-4128
Lineage: Eukaryota; Fungi; Ascomycota; Leotiomycetes; Helotiales; Sclerotiniaceae
Source: the annotation of a GenBank genome assembly